UUUACUCGUUUAAUUUUAGGCAUUUUGAAUUGGGAAUAGGGUUUCGCAGUGGACAUGACGAAACCGAACGUCGAUCUUCUCCGUCGUCGGACGAUUACGGACUCGGACCAAUCGCCGAGUGGGCUCGGCGAGUCGGGCUCCGACCCGGAGGCCCAGGACUUCACCUUUGCGUUCAAUGAUAUCAAUUUCUCCGAUCGGAUUUUGAGGAUCGAAAUCGUACCUGAUUCCCCCGAGGCCAAACCCGACGGUGUGGGAUGCUCCACCGCCUCUGACUGGGAGCGUAACAAAAAGAGAAGGAGGGCCGAUAUUAAGAGAGACAGUGCUGAGGACAUUCUUGCGCACAGUGAGGAGCAGGUCUUAAACUGUAACAUACCAGAUACAGUGGAUGAUGUGGCAUUUGAAAAUCAAGAUGAGGAAGCUGCGGCAAUGAAUGAGUCACCUUCUGGCGUUGGAAGAGUUGAUGAAGCUGUGCAUAGCAAUGACUCGUCCUGGAGCAUGGACUGUUCUACAGUUCUCAAGGUCAACACCAUACAUGUCAGUUCGCCAAUUUUGGCUGCAAAGAGUCCAUUUUUCUAUAAGUUGUUUUCGAAUGGGAUGAGAGAGUCAGAGCAACGGCAAGUAACUCUAAGAAUUCACGCAUCUGAAGAAGCUGCCCUCAUGGACCUUAUUAAUUUUAUGUAUAGUAACACUCUAUCCACGAUAACACCUCCUGCUUUGUUGGAUGUGUUCAAGGUUGCUGACAAAUUUGAGGUUGCAUCUUGCAUGAGAUAUUGCAGUAGGGAAUUGCGGAAGUUUCCUAUGACUCGUGAGUCUGCUUUGCUUUAUUUGGACCUUCCAUCUAGUGUUUUGAUGGCUGAUGCAGUUCAGCCACUGACAGAUGCAGCAAAACAGUUCCUUGCUGGAUGCUACAAAGAGAUAUCCAAGUUCCAGGAUGAGGUGCUGAACUUGCCCCUGGCUGGUGUUGAGGCUGUACUGUCUAGUGAUGAUCUCCAGGUGGCGUCAGAGGAUGGCAUUUAUGAUUUUGUGCUAAGGUGGGCUCGGUCCCAUUACCCAAAACUGGAAGAACGACGAGAAGUCCUUGGCUCACGCCUUGGUCGGCUCAUUCGUUUUCCACACAUGUCGUGCCGGAAGCUUAGGAAGGUCCUAACCUGCAAUGACUUUGAUCCUGCACUUGCAUCAAAGAUAGUACUUGAGUCUUUGUUUUUUAAGGCUGAGGCACCAUUCAGGCAGCGCUCCCUUGCUCUAGGGGAUCGUCGCUUUGGGGAGCGGUCUUACAAAUACCGGCCAAUCAAGCUGGUGGAAUUUGAACAACCCCGUGACCAAUGUAUUGUGUUCCUGGACCUAAAGCGCGAAGAAUGUGCACGGUUAUUUCCAGCUGGUCGGGUGUACUCACAGGCUUUUCACCUUGGUGGGCAGGGAUUUUUCUUAUCAGCCCAUUGCAACAUGGACCAACAAAGCUCAUUUCAUUGCUUUGGGCUGUUUUUGGGGAUGCAAGAGAAGGGAUCGGUUAGUUUUACAGUUGACUAUGAGUUCUCAGCAAGGUCAAAGCCCGGGGAGGAUUAUUUGAGUAAAUACAAAGGAAAUUACACUUUCACCGGAGGGAAGGCUGUUGGCUAUCGCAACUUGUUUGGUAUACCCUGGACGUCAUUCAUGGCCGAUGACAGCAUCUAUUUCAUCGAUUCUGUUCUCCAUCUCAAGGCCGAGCUCACCAUCAGGCAAUGAGUCCUUUCUGGGCGGAGUGAUUUGGAAGAGCUUUGAUUGCCUUGUCUAACACCCCCUGUAGUUUAGAUGUCUGGCAGGUUUAGGUACAUUUUGGCAUCAAAGACUGGGUUGUAGUUUAAUUUACCCCAGUCAAGUUGUUCUUAUAUCUUCAACUCUUCGUUCCCAAAGAAAUGAAAAACGUAGGGUUACUGGAAA
Molecule: messenger RNA, 1917 nt
Organism: Prunus mume (Japanese apricot)
Lineage: Eukaryota; Viridiplantae; Streptophyta; Magnoliopsida; Rosales; Rosaceae
Product: BTB/POZ domain-containing protein POB1-like
Biological process (GO): response to red light
Cellular component (GO): nucleus
Molecular function (GO): protein binding
Source: RefSeq, a predicted model, not a curated record